Molecule: messenger RNA, 999 nt
Organism: Ruditapes philippinarum (Manila clam)
Lineage: Eukaryota; Metazoa; Mollusca; Bivalvia; Venerida; Veneridae
Exons: 2
Coding region: 9-746 (245 amino acids)
Source: RefSeq, a predicted model, not a curated record
UUGGAAAAAUGUUGCGACAUUCAUCAAACUUUGAAGUAGAAGAUUCAGAUCUUCAGUAUUACUUUCAAAUAUUACAGCAAUUACUUUCUGACCGUGUGUAUUUAGCUACAGACACCCAUGCGCAGAAUGUUAAACUGAAACUUAUACAGUUAGAAAAUGACACUCUUGUCAUUGGUAAAGAUGAUAUUAGAAAAGUACUAGACGAUGUGUCAACAGUAAUUCAAGACAAGAUAAAGGCUGGAUUAGAUGAUCAACAUGACAUAAUUAAACAAGAUAUGAUCAAAAGAAAAAAAGAAGAUCUUCUAUCUCUUGAGUCUAAAACUGCCGAGGGAAUUUUACAGAUACAAGGUAUAACGGAUGCUUCUGUGAAAAGAUUAAAUGACGAAAGGGGCAAAGAAAUUGAUACAAUUCAUAAACAAGGAAAUAAAGAACGAACAGGCCUGGCUGAAUUAGGAGAGACGUUACAAAAAGAACUGAAAACAACAAAUAAAGCCGAGAAAGAAGAACAAUAUCUAUCUCUUGAGUCUAAAACUGCCGAGGGAAUGACACAGAUACAAGAUAAAACUGAUGUUUCUGUGAAAAGAUUAAAUGACGAAAGGGACAAAGAAGUUGAUACAAUUCAUAAACACGGAGAUAAAGAACGAACAGGCCUGGCGGAAUUAGGAGAGACGUUACAAAAAGAACUGAAAACACUAAGUAAAGCCGAGAAAGAAGAACAGUAUAUUGAUUCUACACAAAGUAAGUGAUAUAACAUUGUCAAACUAUUUAUCACAUGACUUCAUGUUUUCCAUGUGAUAUUACUAUUACGAAUUUCUUUUUCAUUUCCGAGUCCAAAAUGCCCAUAUCAAAGUAAUACUGCACUCGAAGUGAUUGUAUUGGUAAUAUACAUUCUUGCUAUACUAAGACACUAGAGUGGCUGAUCUUAGGUACCGUCUUUUAUUUAAUGUCUUUUAAUGUAAAAUUAAAGAGUUCGUUAUUCAUUGUUGAGUACCAUACUUA